Neoarthrinium moseri is the source of this 1284-nucleotide messenger RNA. RefSeq lists its product as uncharacterized. The record is from RefSeq and is a predicted model, not a curated record. NCBI's taxonomy places the organism in Eukaryota, Fungi, Ascomycota, Sordariomycetes, Amphisphaeriales, Apiosporaceae. The transcript has a single exon. Bases 1 to 1284 code for a protein of 427 amino acids.
AUGACGAAGAUCAUUGCUCCCAUUUACAAACAGUUGGAACGAGCCAACGAUUGCAUUCAAGAGCUCGAGACGAAGUACAAAGCACUGCAACACCAAUACCUGCAAGUUGCAACACGACUGGCGAGAUACGAGAAGCUGCCGAACUUAUCAAGGACGACCACCCGGGCUGAUUCUCCAAAGAACUCUGAUGAACUCAACUUGCCAUCUUACGCACGCGGAACACUCUCUUCGCAACGGAGAUCCGGCCAAAUGCCAGAUGAAGCAUCAAUAAGAGCCAGACGAGAGACAUUCCUCGAAUCUGGAAAGAUUCGCAUUUACGAGAAUUACAAACUGGCAAAAGUUCAGGACACCAACGUGUAUGAUGGCUGGCAAAUCACGCCGCAUUUUCAAAUGGAGACAAUUUCAUCCUUCUCAAAAACAAUCCGACUCGACAACAAACGCCGUAGCAGGCGAUACCAUACCGGACGCGCAAAAACAUCUACGGAAACGUCAAACGAAGAGACACUAUGGCCUACGAGUGCCAAAACUAACACCAAGGAGUUGAAUCCGCGCGAUGAUGAUCGUUAUGUUCCCUGGAUGGCAUCCAUCAAAGAAAAAUCAGGGAAUAACGAGGACCAGUGGCUACACCAAAUGCCCGCAGGGAAAGUCUUCAUCCCUAGCAAGUACGGCUAUGAUUUACUGAACCGUGGACUCGACACAGCUAAGCAACUAUUCUACGAGAUUUCUAAACAUCAUUUCCCGCACUGUAUACACAGAAAUAACUUGGAAGGCGCUCAUGAGGUGCGCUUCGGGUUCAGGGAGCUCAACUCGAUUCUGGGAGGAGACCGCGACACCCCGCGGCCGUUCCUUGCCAUCCAUGGUAAUCGCUGGUCGUUUGUGAACGAAGCGCUCUACUCUAUCGUGGAUUUGCGCAAUUGCGUAGCACAUUUCAAUGGAGCGCAAUACUAUGAUAUGGUACGGUACGAUAGACUGCUCAAAAAUGUCCACUUAUUUGCCAUCGUUGUCAAGGAUGAGGUCAAAGCAUUCGAAAUGCGAGCGCUCAGAGACGAACUCCUGGCGUAUGCUCAGCAGACCUUUGAUGAGAUUGUCGAGCGGGAGUGGCUCGCAUCACUCCCAUUUGCGACACCGUGGCCCAUCCAUCACCAGAAGCUAUUCAAACACCUUGGUUAUUGCAGCUCGAUUGAUGAAUAUCCGCCAGUUAUCUUGAGGGCCAUGGGAACUUGGGAGGGUAAAAAAUCAGUCUUGGAAGAGGGCGAGGGCCGCAAUGAAUCAGAAGUCACAUAA